Molecule: messenger RNA, 306 nt
Organism: Closterium sp. Naga37s-1
Lineage: Eukaryota; Viridiplantae; Streptophyta; Zygnematophyceae; Desmidiales; Closteriaceae
Source: the annotation of a GenBank genome assembly
AUGGGAGGGCCCUGCCUCGGGAUGAUUCCGCCUGGCAUCGACCUUGGGCCUGCUCUUCCAAAGAACUGCUCUGGGGGAAACACCAAGGUGUAUGUGAAUGCGAGGGAGCUGCAUCGCAAGGACCUGGACAGACUCGUGAAGAGGGGGCUGCCGCUGACAGACAACAUGGCGUAUCGAGUCGAGGCGAACGGGAAUGUGUUUGACGGUCUCAGCGGGGAGUUCCUGGUCAACCUUGGGAAGCUCGCACCCUCCCUUGACAACCGAAAGCGCGGACCUGGAAUGAGGAUCCCAGACGCCACCAAAUAG